Messenger RNA from Fundulus heteroclitus (mummichog), 5333 nucleotides. Its product is annotated as zinc finger protein 609. NCBI's taxonomy places the organism in Eukaryota, Metazoa, Chordata, Actinopteri, Cyprinodontiformes, Fundulidae. The transcript is spliced from 10 exons. Gene Ontology annotation, biological process: regulation of transcription by RNA polymerase II. The coding region runs from base 639 to 4625 and encodes 1328 amino acids. The record is from RefSeq and is a predicted model, not a curated record. Gene Ontology annotation, cellular component: nucleus.
GUGAUCCGGGCUUUGGAUGUGCUGUAGCCAGCAGCCAUCUAGCCCCGCGGUGCUACUGUUGUGCUCCUCUCUGUGUGACCGUUAACCGGGCUACCUGGCCCUGGAGUCUCUGGGAAGCCAUCCGCUCAUUGACCACCUGCAGUGCGUCCUGCCUCCACCCAGUCCGCAGCGCUGACCCCCUCCCCCCCAGCUGGAGCUGUUUCCCGGUGUGCUGUGCGUUCCCCGGGACCGGGACCGGGACAUGGCUGCCCAUUGAACUGGGAGCACGUUUUACUCUUCAGUGGCAACAACUUGUCUCUGUGGGAUGUGGGACUAGACGAACCCGUGAAGCGUACAUGAAGAUUCCCUGGAGAGAAAUCCCGAGCCGGGUGAACAGCAGCUUGUUGAAGCAGGCAGACGAUGCCGUCAUUAAUUCCAAUCUGAGGAUGAAGUGCAGACUGCAGCUUUCUAAGGCGGCGCUCAUCUGAGGUUGGAGAUGGGCCAGCCCCAGUCUCUUCAGCUCAAGGAGGCGAUGCGGGAAACGGCGUGGAGGAGACAUAGACUGCAGCCCUGAGCAGGUGCACUGCUGUAGGGAGGAGCACGGCCCUCCUGCCGCCCUCCUGCGGCCCCCUGUGGCACCCUGGGACGCUUGAACUAAGAUGUCCCUCAGCAGCAGCCCUGCAGGUGGGAAAGGCGUGGACUCCAAUGCGGUGGACACUUACGACAGUGGCGAUGAGUGGGAUAUUGGUGUUGGAAAUCUGAUCAUUGACCUGGAUGCUGAUUUAGAGAAGGACAAGUUAGAGAUGUCAAGCACUAAGGAGGGAGGAAGCAUGGUUGCUCCUCCUGGUGCUGUGGCUACUUUACCUGACAACAUAAAGUUUGUCAGUCCUGUACCUGCCAUGCAGAGCAAAGAUGGCAAAUCCAAAUCAAAGCGUAGUAAAAACAACAAAGAAUGUGGAAAGACCACAGUCUUAGAUGGAACCAAGAAGGAGGCCCAAAGUAGGGCCCAGGGAGACUUGGCACCCCAGAACUCCAACUCUUCCCCAACUAAGGGAACUGAUAAGUCUGCUAAAUCCUCCCGUAUCCCCCCUGCUGUAAAAAAGGACAAAGAUACGAUUUGCAUGAAAAGUAAAGAGAAGAAAAUAGAAGCUGUAGCUACAAGAAUGGUUAACACUGAAAGGGAGUCUGGUGUCCCUAUUCUGCCUCUUGGAGCCCCUCGGAACAGCUCAUUUGAGAGUCAGCAAACCCCCGACCUAAACCCUGUGGACCAGUUUGGGAACCUGACUCUGGACUCUGCAGGGAUGGGCCAGUCUGUCAUGAUGACAGAGCAGGAGGAGGUAGAAGACGGUGACUGCCGAGAUCUGAAGAAACCUGUCAGUUGUGAGAAGAUGGAAUCGUAUUCCACCUCUGCUCCUCCUCCUCUACACCUGCUUGGUCCUCCUGCUAACAGCGGUGACAUCUCUUCUCCUUGUGAGCAAAUCAUGGUGCGCACGCGUUCAGUUGCGGUGAACACAGCGGAGGCAGCGCUGGCCACCGAGCCAGAAUGUCUUGGGCCAUGUGAGCCUGGCACCAGUGUCAAUCUGGAAGGAAUUGUCUGGCAGGAGACUGAAGAUGGUAUGCUGGUUGUUAAUGUCACCUGGAGGAACAAGACAUACGUUGGGACUCUUUUGGACUGCACAAGACACGACUGGGCCCCGCCAAGGUUUUGCGAGUCCCCCACCAGUGACUUGGAGAUGCGAAGUGGCCGUGGGCGAGGGAAAAGAAUGCGACCUGGCAUCAACGCACCACUGAACGACAACAGCUACUCAUCAGACAGCAAAGGCAGUGGAAGCAAGACCCGCGGUGCUGCUGCAAACAGCAAAGGACGACGGGGCCUAGGGGUAGGUUGUGGUGAGGAUGCAAAGGCCUGCCCAUCCUCUGCCAAGAGGAAAACUAAACCUGUGUCUGACAUGGAACCUACCUCCAGCUCCGAGGACUCUAAAGCUUCAAAGCGCAUGAGAACCAACUCUACUGGUGUUGGGAACCCUCUCCAUGUUGGGAAAACAGAAGUCCUGCCCCCUCCACAACUGGAGCAGACUUGUCCUUCUCCUAUACUCAUUGAUUGUCCCCAUCCAAACUGCAACAAGAAAUACAAACACAUUAACGGACUGAAAUACCACCAGGCUCGGGCCCAUAAUGACCACGACGUACGUUUGGACCAAGAUGGGGACAGUGAAUACGGGGAUGACUCGUUUCUCCAGCAUGACCCAACUUCCUGUAAUGGUGCUGCUUUCUCCCCUGCCCGCUCCAACACUCCCAAAGGACGGGCGUUUGAUGCCCCCUCUCCCUCGUCAGGAAAGCAGAUAUCAAAAGGGAAAAAGAAGGCAGGGGAGGGCGAGCCUGAGGCCACCGAUGGCGGUGAGGAGGGGGCAUGUCUGACCGAUGAGGCCAGCAACGAUGGAGUUGAUGACAGAAAGGCCAGAAGAUUGUCAGCCGGCAGCAAACCAGAUAAACCGAGUCAGAAAGCUACCAAGACAGGCCGGCCGUUGCCCCAUGUUGGCCUUGGGGUUGCUCCAUCGUAUUCCCCCCAGGCGUCUGCUGCUUUGAGCUCAGUGGUACAGUCUGUACCCAGCAGCCCCCAGAUGAAAAACAGCCAAACUAAACCCUCUCCACUCUCGGACCCUUCCUGCAGCCCCACGCUUGGUAAAGACAAGAAAAAGAAAGACAAAAAGAAAAGAGACAGCUGGAAGGAGGAGGAUAGUCCCGUGGCGACGAGUAAAGCAGGGAGGCCAGAAGAGGGGAAAAGUCCGUUCUCUGAGACCACUGAUAGUUUGCUUAACGGCUGUGUGGAAGCUCAUCAGAACCGUUUGGCCAGCAUCAAAGCUGAGGCUGACAAGGUCUACAGCUUCUCUGACAAUGCACCUAGUCCAUCCAUCGGCGUUGCAAGCAGGAUAGAUGGUGGCCUAGCAACCCCAUUGCACUCCAACCAGAACGGCGCUGAUGACGUGUCCGUGAAGACCAGCAGCCCUGCUUACUCUGAUAUCUCUGAUGCAGGGGAGGAUGGAGAAGGGAAGACAGAGGGCAUGAAGGUCAAACCAGAUCCUGAUCAGGGACCUCGCGAAGGUGCCAAGAAAGCACUGUUCCCUCCUCAGGCUGUUCCCUCCAGUAAAGAAUCACCAUACUACCCCAACUAUGACCCUUACUACUCCCCAAGCUACCCAAACCCCAGCCCAGGAGCAGCACCUGGAGCAACAGCUCAUAUGGAGGCAACACAGGUGAAGGUGAAAAAGGAGGAAGAGCUGCAGGUAGGAGAGGAGGGCAAACCUAAGGCUGAACCUCAAGAAGAGAGGAAGGCUGACAUGGGUCCUCAGCAGCCAUCAGUUAUUCAGCAGCGCUCCAACAUGUUCUCCCAACCUCUGUACUACAACCAAUACUAUGUGGCCCCCUACGCUUAUGCCUCUGAUCCAGCCUACCACAGCCACCCGCUAGCCUCCAACCCUGCUUACCGUCAGCAAUAUGAAGAGAGGCAGCGGCAAGCUGACAAGAAGCUGGAGGGAAAAGACCAUGACAGUUUUAGUAAAGACGAGUGGAAGCAGAAGGCCCCAGUUCCCCCUUCCGUCUCAGGUGCUCCUGGCCUCACGGACCUAGGCGCCAAAGGAGUAGUCACCUCAGCCAAGCCUAAAGAUCCCGCAGUUGCUUCAGAACAGGCCACAUCAGUCAUUAUGGCUAAAGGAGAGGAUAUUAAAGUCCCCAGCUCCCAGGCUGAAGGUCUCAAGAUGAAACUGAGUGAAACGGGUCACCAUGUGAAAGAGGAGGCUAAAUCUGGGAUGGAAUUAAGCAGAUCAACAGGUGUGGAUUCUGCCAUGUGGUACAGACAGGAGCCAGACUCACGCUUGUGGCCCUAUGUGUACCCCAGUAAAUACUCAGAAGCUUCCAGACUCCAAGAAGAAGAGAGGUGGAAAGAUGAGAGGGACCGAGACAGGAAAGCCAAGGAGGAUAAGCCACGGGCAAAGGAGGGCCUUCAAAAGGAUGAGGUGAAAGAGGGAGCAGAAUGCAGGAUGCCGCUGCCCCCAGAGGAGCACCAUAGUGGGGGAAAGGAAGCACGGGUCCCCCACAUGCAAUUUCCCUCCCCUCUGGCCCAACAUCAGAGCUACAUGCCCUACAUGCAAGGACCUUACGCCUACAGUCAGGGCUUUGAUCCCAGUCACCCCGGGUACAGAGGCAUGCCUGCAGUUAUGAUGCAGAACUACCCAGCUUCAUACAUGCCGGCUGGUUACCCUUUUUCAUCGUACGGAGGGAAAGUGGCAGCAGGGGAGGAUGGAGAGAAAACCUCCAGGUCAAGUCCAACUGUGAAGCCGCCCAGCGAGGCCAACGCUCUGGAGCGGCUGCAGCAGCAUGCCAGCCACUACAAGAGCAAGUCGCCUUCCAUUCAGGACAGCAAAACGCUGCAGGAGCGAGAGUGGGAAAGGGACAGAGACCGGGAGAGGGAGGGCGCUCGGCCUCGAUCUUCUCCUUCACAGCGUGUCAUGCCAUCCCAUCAUCACCUGGGAUACCCUCUGUUGUCAGGACAGUAUGACCUGUCCUACGCCUCAGGCCUCUCCUCUUCAGCCAUCGUUGCAAGUCAGCAAGCGUCUGCCCCGUCCAUGUACCCGCCUCCUCGGAGGUAAAACAGGUACUCUUGAUUGGCUGUCCUCGUCCCAUCUUAGUCAUGUGACUGGAUCACAUGAAAGUACGUCUCUGUGGUGACAUCACUUCAUGUUUGAAGUCUACAAACAUCUACACCUGAACAUUCAGCGAACUCCCUGCUGGACCAGACCAACACAGUUCUGCUGGUUCCAGGUGGCACAGCCAUCUCCACACUGAUCCGACAGCACAGGCUUUGGUUCUCAGACUGAUGGCACUGUGGAACUGGGAGGUGGAAACGGGUUCCACCGGUCACUGGAUCGUCUGAUGACCUUCAGGGUCCAACAAACUUUCCGAAGUAAAGGGAAGACUGCCAGUCCAUGUCAUUAACAGCCUUAAUUUGUUUAUCCCCAGCCCACUGUCGUCUCACUGGUUCAUCUUUUUAUUCUCAUCCUCAUACAUGUCAGAGUCCUCUGAGACUCCCCACGCUGGACUUUACAUGAUUACUUGAUCACCUGGAUGUCUCAUGAAAAAAAGGACUCACUGAGAACAUCCAGAAGCUGGAUGAGGAGAUGGUGUGUAAAUGUAAUGUAGUGUGUGAGUGUGUGCAUGUGUGUGUAAAUAUUGUACAGAGGAAUUAUUUUAAAGAGUCUGUUGGAUGAAUUUGGAUUUCUUACUCUUCCUUUUCUCUGUUAGCCUCUGUUUUUCUACUGUUGUUGAUCUGAUAUUAAACCUGUAGCUGUUGAAAAGCU